AUGGAGAUGAAUCAUGAUGAGAAUACGAUCCAUCAGAUCGAGCAGCAGCUCAAUACCAAGAUCUAUCCCGGAACGGAGAUCAUGGCAGAUGUGGGCUCCGUCCACUUUGUCAAAUCCUCCGACCGAGUGCUGGUGCCACAGCCCUCCCAAAACCCUCAUGAUCCUUUGAAUUGGAAUAGGUUCUGGAAGAUGAGCGCCAUCUGCAUGUCCACCGCAGUGUCGUUCAGCCAGGGUCUGGGACCAUUGGCACUUGCGCCCAUGUUUCCACAACUGAUGAAGUCGUUUGAUGCCGAUCUGGCUGCCGUGAUCAAAUUCACUGGCGUUUGCAUUCUCGUUCUUGGUUUCAGUAAUUUCUUCUGGGUUCCCGUCCAGGCAGCCUUCGGUCGACGCCCGGUCCUGAUCUUUUCCGUCCUCAUCUGUCUGGUCAGCAACAUCUGGCGAGCGCUUGCCACCUCAUAUGGAAGUUACAUGGGAGCAUGUAUCCUGAACGGUUUCGGAGCUGGACCUGCCGAGACAGCCCAACCCGAGAUCAUUGCCGACGUCUUAUUCCUCCACGAGCGAGGAGCAUACAACACCCUAUAUUUCACCGCCUAUUUUGGUUCUCUGAUGGUCGGUCCCGUCAUCUCCGGUCCCAUGGCAGAACACAUCGGAUGGCGCAGCUUCUUCUGGCUCAACACCGGCGUCCUCGGCAUCAUCCUCGUAGCCCUCAUCUUCCUGUUCCCCGAAACCAAAUGGCACCGCGCCCAUCCAUCCGAGAUACAGCAUGGUCAAGAACAGGUGAUGACUUCCUCCUCGGCCUCUGAGCCGGAGAAGCCGGUGGAGAUCACCCUGCAGCAGGAAAACGUUGCAUCUGAGAGUGGAGCAGAUCAAGACCCUUGGCUGGGGAAGGGCUAUCCCUCCAAACAGCAGUUCAUGCUCUGGCAGCCGUCAGACAACUAUCUCAAGACAUUGUGGACCUGCUUCUGGAUUCCGUGGAAACUGCUUGCAUUCCCCAUAGUCGAACUUGCUGCGUUCACCGUCUCGUGGUCCGCCAGUUGCUUCCUGACCUUAAAUCUCACCCAGAGUCAAGCCUUUGCCGCUCCUCCAUACAACUUCAACAGCCAGACCAUCGGGUUCUUCAACUUUGCCAUUAUCGUCGGGGCUGCCAUAGGCUUGGCUACCAACGGGCCUUUGUCUGACUGGAUUUCGAUGAGAGCCACAAAGAGGAACAGAGGUAUUCGAGAGCCGGAGAUGAGAUUGCCAGCCAUGAUACCCUAUGUGAUCAUCAUGAUAAUCGGCAAUUUCGUCGUGGCGUUUGGCUACGAACACAAAUGGGAUUGGAGGAUUAUUGUGAUAAUCGGCUACACUUGCGCUGGCAUUCAGGUCUCCGCUCUUCCAGCCAUUACCAGCACCUACGCUGUGGACAGCUAUAAGCCCGUUGCGGGUUUAGUCUUUGUGGCGAUCACAGUCAACAAGAACCUGUGGGGUUAUGGAUUCGCUGAGUUCAUCACCCCGUGGGUGAUCAAAAGCGGUUUCGUGAGCCCAAUCAUGAUGAACAUGUCUUUGACCACCCUCUGGUGUCUUUGCGCCAUUCCGGUCUAUUUCUACGGAAAGCGUUUCCGGAAGUGGACUGCCAAGUCAUCAGUUCACAGUAUGUAG
This is a messenger RNA of Aspergillus udagawae, 1638 nucleotides long. RefSeq names its product putative MFS transporter. Bases 1 to 1638 code for a protein of 545 amino acids. Gene Ontology annotation, molecular function: transmembrane transporter activity. Gene Ontology annotation, biological process: transmembrane transport. Lineage: Eukaryota; Fungi; Ascomycota; Eurotiomycetes; Eurotiales; Aspergillaceae. The record is from RefSeq and is a predicted model, not a curated record. The transcript has 8 exons.